Sorghum bicolor (sorghum) is the source of this 1398-nucleotide messenger RNA. RefSeq names its product aquaporin NIP3-2. Gene Ontology annotation, molecular function: channel activity. The record is from RefSeq and is a predicted model, not a curated record. Gene Ontology annotation, biological process: transmembrane transport. Gene Ontology annotation, cellular component: membrane. The coding region runs from base 1 to 1398 and encodes 465 amino acids. NCBI's taxonomy places the organism in Eukaryota, Viridiplantae, Streptophyta, Magnoliopsida, Poales, Poaceae. The transcript is spliced from 6 exons.
AUGCAAGCUGCCCAUAUGGGCAUCAAAUGGGUAGUAGGGAAUGGUGAAAAAGUGAGGUUCUGGGAAGAUCAAUGGUUAGGUAAUACUAGUUUAGCUAUUCUUUUUUGGCCUCUGUAUGUGAUCAAUGAACAGCAGGGUAAGACGGUCAGUGAGGUUUGGGAUGGUGAGGAUCUUAAGCUCUCCUUUCGGAGGCAUGUUUCUGUGGGGCUGAUGGGUUUAUGGGAAGAGCUAAAGGUUGCUGUAGAGAAUAUUAUCCUGAAUAAUGAGGAGGAUCAAAUUUUGUGGUCCUACAACUCUACUGGGAGGUACUCGGUGCAGUCCUUGUAUGCUAUUAUCAACCACAGGGGUGUGGUUCCAGUGUUUCUUCCAGCUGUUUGGAAGCUUAAUAUUCCACCUAGGGGUGUACCAUGGAUGGGGAUGAAGAGGGUGUUUGCUAUGUUGGGAAGGAUGCUGAGAAACUGGAUGCCAAUGUUCACGUCGGAGGUCCAGAAGAGUGUGGAGCAGAUAAGUAGAAUAAUACUACUGCUAAUGGACGGCCGUCGCAGGAGUGUCUCCUCCGUGGACGUCUCACUGAGCAUCCCUUCAGCACCAGCGGCUUCCAUGCUGGUGGACAAGGACAACAUGAGCGAUGACAAGAUAUCAAUCUUCAUCCCCCAAAGGUCUCCCUCCAACAAGAUCCGGCCACUAGGGUUUCAACAAAACGAGGCAUCCAAUGAUCCACCUCCACUCUCCGCCAAGAGCAUGACACUUGCACUCAUCAAGAAGGUGGUAGCAGAGUUCCUGGGGACAUUCCUGCUCAUCUUCACCGUGGUAUCAGCGCUCAUAAUGAACGAGACGCACAACGGUGCGCUGGGCCUGCUCGGCGUGGCGGCGACCGCAGGUAUGGCGGUGGUCGUCAUCGUCUCCUCCAUCUUCCACGUGUCUGGAGGCCAGCUCAACCCGGCGGUCAGCGUCACCAUGGUCGUGUUUGGCCACCUCCCACCAGCUCACCUCGUGCCCUACAUUGUCGCUCAACUCCUCGGAUCCACGGCAGCCUCAUUCGUGGCCAAGGCGCUCUAUGAUCCGGUGAACCUAGGCGCUAUUGUCGCCACCGUGCCUAGGAUCGGCGCCUUUGAGGCAUUCUGGGUUGAGUUCAUCACCACCUUUAUCCUCCUCUUCGUCAUCACUGCUCUUGCCACCGAUACCAGAGCAGUAAAAGAACUGGUGGCAGUGGGAGCUGGGGCGGCAGUGAUGAUGAGCGCUCUCAUCUCCGGAGAAUCGACCGGAGCAUCGAUGAAUCCGGCUAGAACGCUAGGAACAGCGAUCGCCACGGGAAUAUACACCAAGAUCUGGAUCUACGUAGUUGCUCCUCCGCUAGGCGCCAUUGCUGGAUGUGGAGCUUACCAUGCGCUCAAGUGA